Molecule: messenger RNA, 5498 nt
Organism: Pipra filicauda (Wire-tailed manakin)
Lineage: Eukaryota; Metazoa; Chordata; Aves; Passeriformes; Pipridae
Gene: TBCD
Product: tubulin folding cofactor D
Exons: 39
Coding region: 744-4787 (1347 amino acids)
Biological process (GO): adherens junction assembly; microtubule cytoskeleton organization; tubulin complex assembly
Cellular component (GO): lateral plasma membrane
Molecular function (GO): GTPase activator activity; beta-tubulin binding
Source: RefSeq, a predicted model, not a curated record
UCCCGACAUCCUGGCCAGGCUGAAGUGCCUCCCUGCAUUCCCUGUACAGUCAGUGGAACUGUAGUUGUAGCUUUCAGGGUUCCAAUGUUGUUUCCAGAAUUUUGGGGGGUUUAGGUUGUUAACCAGGUUAAUGUUGUAUGCAGUGUCUUGGUGUGGGUUGGGUGAGGAAUGGAGGCCAUGGAUAAAUAACAGCAGUAUCCAGAUGCCUCGCCCGCUCCUUGUGCAACCGAUGUCCCCAUCCCAGAUCCUUCCUCUUGCAGUCCCAUCCCUGUUCCCUUCCCCAGGGGUCCCUAUCCUUGUCCUCACCCCUGGGUCCCCUUCCCUGGGUGUCCCCAUGCUUGGGAGCCCAUUCCCACAUGCCUAUCCUUGCCGCCAUCCCCAGGACCCCAUAGUUGGGUGUCCCUGUCCCUGGUGAGUGCUCCCAGGCUGAGUGUCCCUAAGGGUGGGUGUCCCCAGGGUGGGUGUCCACAGCCUGGAUGUCCCUGUCCCCAGUAGGGGGGAUGUCCCCAGCCUGGAUGUCCCCAGGGUGAGUGUCCACAACGUGGGUGGCCCUGUCCCCAGUCUGGAUGUCCCCAUCCUCGUGGGUGUCCCAUUGUUGGUGUCCCCAGGCUGGGUGUCCCUGUACCUGCUGGGUGUGUCCCCAGGGUGGGUGUCUCUGCUCAGUGUUCCUGUCCUCAGGCCAGGUGUCCCUGUCCCCAUGGUGAGUGUGUCCCUGUCCCCAUGGUGGGUGUGUCCCUGUCCCCAUGGUGGGUGUGUCCCUGUCCCCAUGGUGGGUGUGUCCCUGUCCCCGUGGUGGGUGUGUCCCCGCAGCUCCCCCGCCCCUCGCUCCGCGGAUCCGCCUCCCUUGUUCCCUGCCGGCGCCCGUAGGAGGCGGGAGCAGCGGCGGCGCGGGGCGGGCCCGGAGCGGCCCCGGCUGUUUUUCCCGGCCAUUGAUUGUCCCGGCCAUCGCCCCGGGACGGGCGGGGGGUCCGGGUAUCGCUCACCCUUCGCGGGGCUGUGCCCGGAGCCCCGCGGGGCGGACGGCGGGGGAAGGCGGCAGGACCGGGCGGGGCCGCGGGAGGGACCGCGGGAGGGACCGCGUGGUGCGGCCGGGCGGGGAGUGCGGGGCGGCGGCACCGACCUGCCCUGCCCCGUGUCACCGCACCGGGACCCGCCUGCCCCGUGUCACCGCACCGGGACCCGCCUGCCCCGUGUCACCGCACCGGGACGGGAUGGACGGAGCGGGGCCGGGGCCGGAGGAAGGCGAGGAGCGGGAGCCCGGGGCCGUCAGCGAGAGGAGUUUCCUGGAGAGCUUCACCGAGAGCCGGGAGGUCGCCGAGCUCAUCGCGAACCUCAGGGGCGUCUUCGGGGAGCUGGUGACCCGGGAGAUGGCCGUGGAGCGGUUCGUGGGUAUAAUGGACAAGUACCAGGAGCAGCCUCACCUUUUGGACCACCACUUAGAGGGGAUGAUGAAUUCCUUGUUGGAUAUAGCACGGGACAAAGGAUCUCCUCCCCCUCUAGUUCACCUGGCUUUUAAAUUUCUUUACAUCAUCACAAAGGUGAGAGGGUACAAACGUUUCCUCCCCCUGUUUCCUCACGAAGUCCGGGACCUGCAGCCUGUUCUGGACAUGCUCGCGGAGCAGAACCCCAGGGAUUCCGAGACCUGGGAGACUCGUUACAUGCUCUUGCUGUGGCUGUCCAUGAUCUGCCUGAUUCCUUUUGAUCUGGCCCGUUUUGAUGGAAACCUUGUUUCAGAGGGAGGGAAGGCUCGGCAGCCGACCAUGGAUCGCAUCCUGGAAAUAGCUAAAUGUUACCUGGUUGUCAGUGACAAGGCUCGGGAUGCAGCUGCUGUGCUGGUGUCCAAGUUUAUUGUUCGCCCUGAUGUCAGGCAAAGCAGGAUGGCAGAAUUCCUGGACUGGGUGCUCUCCAUGUUAUCCAAAUCCUCCUCCCAGACCAUGGAGGGGACUGUCAUCGUGAAUGGCAUGCUCCAGGCCCUGGCACAGCUGUUUAAACAUGGCAAGAGAGAGGAUUGCUUGCCGUAUGCUGUUACUGUGCUCGAGUGCCUGGACAAGUGCAAGUUGUCAGAGAGCAACCAGAUGGUCCUGCGCAAGCUGGGCAUGAAACUGGUUCAGAGACUGGGACUGACAUUUGUGAAGCCAAAGGUGGCGAAAUGGAGGUACCAGCGUGGCUGUCGCUCUCUGGCUGCCAACCUGCAAGCUCAGGGUGCUGUUGUGCAGAACCAAAAGAGAGAAGCUGCUGCUGAAGCUGAUGAUGAUGAGGAAUAUGACAUCCCAGCAGAGAUUGAAAACGUUGUAGAGCAACUGUUGGUUGGGCUGAAGGACAAAGACACCAUCGUCAGGUGGUCUGCAGCCAAAGGAAUUGGUAGAAUAACUGGAAGACUUCCAAAAGAAUUAGCAGAUGAUGUGAUCGGGUCUCUGUUGGACUGUUUCAGUUUCCAGGAGACGGACAACGCGUGGCACGGGGGGUGCCUGGCCCUGGCCGAGCUGGGCAGGAGAGGAUUGCUGCUCCCUUCCCGAAUUUCAGAUGUCGUUCCUGUCAUGCUGAAGGCUCUGACCUACGAUGAGAAGAGGGGGGCCUGCAGCGUGGGCUCCAACGUCAGGGACGCCGCCUGUUACGUGUGCUGGGCCUUCGCCCGCGCCUACGAGCCCGCAGAGCUGAUACCCUUCAUCAGCCACAUCUCCAGUGCAUUGGUUAUUGCUGCAGUAUUUGAUCGUGACGUUAAUUGCAGAAGAGCUGCUUCUGCUGCCUUCCAGGAGAAUGUUGGGAGACAGGGCACUUUUCCCCAUGGCAUCGACAUUCUCACUGCAGCUGAUUAUUUUGCUGUUGGGAACAGAGUUAACUGUUACCUCACUAUAAGUGUGUAUAUUGCUGGCUUUCCUGAGUAUACACAGCCAAUGAUUGAUCAUUUAGUUAAUAUGAAGAUUAACCACUGGGACAGUGUUAUUCGAGAACUUUCAACCAAAGCCCUGCACAACAUCACUCCCCGGGCCCCCGAGUACAUGGCGAACGUGGUUUUGCCAAGACUUCUGCCUUUAUCAGUGGGCUCAGAUCUGCACACACGCCAUGGGGCAAUCCUUGCCUGUGCUGAGAUCACCCAUGCUCUGUGUAAACUGGCACAAGAGAAUAAUAGAUCUGUAACGUACUAUUUCAGUGAAAAAUCAUUGGAGGGACUUAAACAAAUCCACCAAGAGCUUUGCAGUCGUCAGUUGUACAGGGGUUUAGGUGGAGAACUGAUGAGACCGGCUGUCUGCACUUUGAUUGAAAAGCUGUCACUAUCAAAAAUGCCAUUUAGAGGAGAUCCAAUAAUUGGUGGUUGGCAGUGGUUAAUAAAUGACAGUCUAAGACAUCUCACUCUUGUUUCCAGUGGUGCACGACAGCACAUAAAGGAGUCUGCAGUGUCUGCACUGGCUGCCCUGUGCAAUGAAUUUUACAUCAAUGAGGAGGGAGAAGCUGAUCCAGCUCUGCAGGAUGAGCUGGUGACACAGUACGUUUCAGAACUACAAAACACAGAGGAAAUGAUCCGUUGUGGCUUUUCACGAGCUCUUGGGGCCCUUCCAAGGUUUCUGCUGAAGGGCAGGCUCCAACAGGUUUUGGAAGGUUUGAAAAAAGUUACCUUAAUUUCCCCUGAAGACGUGAGCUUUGCAGAAUCCAGGAGAGAUGCCUUAAUAGCAAUUGCAAAGGUUUGCCAGACAGUGGGUGUGAAGGGAGAAGGAUCCCGGGAGGAAUUUGUGUGCAGGGAUAACGUGGAUGAGAUUUACGCGACGCUGCUCAACGGGGUGACCGACUACACCACGGACAGCCGGGGGGAUGUGGGAGGAUGGGUGCGUGAAGCUGCCAUGACCAGUUUGAUGGAGGUGACGCUGCUGCUGGUCCAGAACGAGGCAGAGCUAAUUAAUGCCAGCAUCUGCAGGCAGAUUAUGUGCUGGCUGGCUCAACAGUCAGCUGAAAAAAUAGAUAAAUUUCGAGCUCAUGCAGGAUCUGUGUUCCUGACCCUCCUACACUUUGACCGUCCUCCAGUUCCACACAUCCCUCACAGACAAGAGCUAGAGAGGAUAUUUCCAAGGUCAGAGAAGGAGACUCUGAACUGGAAUGCUGCAUCUGAAGCUUUCCCUCGGAUCACCCAGCUCCUGGCAUUGCCAACCUACCAGUACUUUGUGCUCCUGGGGCUCUCAGUGUCCGUGGGGGGACUCACAGAGACCACGCUCAGAUACUCUGCCCAGAGCCUGUUCGACUACAUGAAGAAAAUCCAGGGUGAUCCCAGUGCUCUGGAGAGUUUCUGUGAGACGUUGCUAAAGGUCUUUGAGGACAACCUGCGGAAUGACCGGGUGUCUGUGCCUCUCCUGACAAUGCUGGACCAGCUGCUGGCAAAUGGCUGCUUCGACACAUUCACUGAGCAAGAGAACCACCCCUUCCCAGUGAAGUUGUUCACCCUCUGUAAAGAAGAGAUCAAAAGAUCCAAAGACAUCCGGAAGCUUCGCUCCAGCAUCGGAGUGUUUUGUGGCCUGAUUCAAUUCCAAGGAGACAUGAGAGAGAAAGUUUUCUUUCAGCUGUUUCUCCUCCUUUGCCAUCCCUUUCCUAUAAUCCGUAAGACCACGGCCAGCCAGGUGUACGAGAUGCUGAUAACCUACGGCGACGUGGUGGAUCCUGCCAUCAUGGACGAGGUCAUGGCCAUCCUCAGUGACACCAACUGGGAAGCAGAACUGCCCGUGGUGAGGGAGAGACGCAACUGCCUCUGUGACCUCCUGAAAGUGCCCAAACCUCAGCUGGUGUCCAAGAGUUCAGCAUGAGGAAGCUGCAGCCACUGGUCUGUACCUGGAGCUCGUGGCUCCAGUGCCAUGGGGAUGGGAGCAGGCUGUGCCAUGGCAUCCUGACACGCUGGAGCUCAGCAGGAGCUGAGCUGGACACUGCUGGACAGAAGAGGCAGAGCCUGUCUGAAAGCACAGUGCAGAUGUGCCACAGGAAGGCAACCAAAACCCACUGUUUGCAGUUUUUAAUGUUGUUACAUGGCAGGUUCUUGUCAUGCUCUGUCACUCUGACCCGUCUGUUCUGAUGUCAAUGAUUUGUAUGUCCCAACUGAACAGAGCUUGUGCUUGCUGUCCACACACUGAGUAUUAAACCUGACCUGCUGCACUGCUCUCUAAAGCAUUGGUUUUUCAUCAAGUGGAGAAAUCUGUUGCUCCUGUGCCACAGUCAAACAAAAAAAAAAUCCAGGUUCAUUUCAGCUAAAGCCUCUCUUAACUACUUUUUAUGUAACUAAUUCAGGCAAAUGGUUUCUGUGGUAAAGUAGCUUUAGGGAUGGAGCUUUAUUUUACUGAAGACUUGAGGUGAAUCAGUUCUUCAAGUACCUGUCAGCCUAUUUCUUACUCCUGUAAAAUGAAACUGCUCCAACACUGAUCUUUAGUGAGACUCCUGUGACGGGGAGGGCAAAUGCACAGGCCACAUGAUCUUGUAAUUACACUGUUAUUUGAUGGCUCUAAUUAAAUCCCACUCUCCCAGCA